GGGGAUCAUCCGCCUUCAGAACGGCUGCGGUCAUGCCAAUCACGCACGCCGCUCCGAUAACACGGAGUUUGAUAGCACGUUACCAAACGCAUUCCCGAACCCACGUGCGACCAGAAUAGACCUGCAAUGCGAUGCAGGCGACUGCAGUUACUUUUUCGGAAUAGAACGACCAGCGGAUGGCGUUUGGAUGGCUCAGCGCAACGAACCCUUGGAAGCCAAGGUCGUAGCCAAGCAGCUCCGCCUGGUGGAAGACCUCGGAUUGUAUAAUUCAAUCACCUGUCCUUACUGGAUCGAGCGGCUGCUCAAGUAAGGCAAAAAGCUCAAAUAUUUCACCUACACGUUCGGUCAAGAGGCUUGGAACACCGAGGUGGAAGACGAUGAUCCGAAUCGGUAUCCAUGUGGCGAUGUUAUUGAUCUGGGUACAGCAAUGCUGGAGGGGGCGGCAAAAGCGGGAGUCUCUGCAUGCUGAAACGAUCCCUUCAAGAUGGCAACGUGACGCCCUUUGCGAUACGUAUGAUUUCGCCGGCAUCUCUUGCCUUGCGGUCUUUACAAAACUGAAAGUCUUGACCGUGGAUAUUUCCAGCCUCGCAGACUGCCCUAUACGCCUUACGAUCGGCUGUCGGCCACCAGUCAUAUCAAAUGUCCUGCCAGAGUCGUUCGAGAAGCUUGAGCUUAUAGAGAAGUGGUGGGGAAAAGAGGUCGAAAGAAUGCAGAAUGCUGCAUUGAGGCAACAAAAAGUUCGACUCUUUGAAGCAUGGAUGGAGCGGUUGUUCCAAGACCUCGCGUUCGAGUGUCAAGCAGGAGCCUUUCCAUUUCUGAGACACAUGACCUUCCGGCCAUACCCGAAAUUUGAAUCUAGCGGCUCUUUCAGACGAUCAUCUGGGUUGGAUGCCUUGAGACAAAUGUUUCGAGCCUCGGGGAUCAAGUUUGUCGGGGAGUAUCAUGACGGAUAUAAUCACGUCCUUGGACCAUACGAGAAUGACAAUUGGGAAGGAGACGAAGAGUAAGGGAGACGUCGUGGAUGGACACAAUUACCAAAAACGAAACCACAAGAGAUGAAAAGAAUAGCGCAAUGAAGAUCAUGCUAUUAAGGGCCAUCAUUUCUCAACGAAAGCAUUGGUAAACAUUUGGUUUUUCGAAAAACAGUCGUCAUACAUUCUUCAAACCUAACGUUAUUAAUAGUAAUAAGAGAUUAAUUACAAAGUCGCUAAUGCAAAUGUAGUACAUGGUUUUGGGGAAGGGUUGUCUGUUCAGGGCGGCCUCGGUGACGUAUGUCUGGAUGGUGAUGAUGACGCUCAGUGAAGAGGGGCCACGCGCGCCAACACCAAUGAAGAUGUUGUUUAGCAGAUUUCUUAUCAGCAUCAUUCCCAGUCACCCUGAAUAAGCAUUGUAAUCGGAGAAGUAUUGGGCUGAGCU
Messenger RNA from Truncatella angustata, 1416 nucleotides. RefSeq lists its product as uncharacterized. The record is from RefSeq and is a predicted model, not a curated record. Lineage: Eukaryota; Fungi; Ascomycota; Sordariomycetes; Amphisphaeriales; Sporocadaceae. The transcript has a single exon. Bases 378 to 1007 code for a protein of 209 amino acids.